Messenger RNA from Anopheles maculipalpis, 732 nucleotides. RefSeq lists its product as uncharacterized. The transcript is spliced from 3 exons. The coding region runs from base 34 to 714 and encodes 226 amino acids. The record is from RefSeq and is a predicted model, not a curated record. Gene Ontology annotation, cellular component: membrane; septate junction. Lineage: Eukaryota; Metazoa; Arthropoda; Insecta; Diptera; Culicidae. Gene Ontology annotation, biological process: regulation of tube size, open tracheal system; septate junction assembly.
GCAGAAUGAUUCAGUCUUUGGAGAAACGUCAAAAUGGGCGCAAGCACAAGAACGGGGAAGUUUGCGGUCGGUUUUACGGCGUUUGCAUUUUUGUUUAUUCUGAUUGCUUUCUGCUCACCGUACUGGCUCCAAACCGAUGGCGAACUUGAGCAUCCAAAGUUUACCAAUCUAGGACUUUGGGAAUUGUGCCUGCGAAACUUCCAGGACAUUCACCGAUGGUACGACUACCCGUUCAAUGGAUGCAUGUGGAUAUUCGAGGAAGAAUACUACAUCAUCCAUGACUACAUUUUGCCCGGAUUCUUCAUCGCGGUGCAGUUUUUCUUUACGCUCUGCUUCACGCUGCUCCUGAUGGGCGUGAUCAUGACGCUCAUGUACCUUGGCUGCUCCAGGGACAACGAUCGGUACAUUAUGCUGCUGCUAACGAACGGCACCGUGCUGCUGUUGGCUGCUUUGUGUGGUUUGAUAGCGGUUGCUACGUUCGGUUGCUACGGUGACAGUCGCGAUUGGAUGCCAAACUGGGAGCACAACGAUAUGGGCUGGUCGUUUGCGUUGGGAGUCGUCGGUACGUUCGCCCUGUUUCCGGCCGGCAUACUGUAUAUCGUCGAGGCUCGGCGUGCCACCUACCGGAGGUUGAACAAUAUUGCUAACACGGAGAUGGCCGCAGCGUACACGAUGGACGAGCGCAAAUAUCAUGGUGGACAUACCGAUAUUUAGGGAUUUGUAGUAGCUACA